AUGAGUUAUUUGGGUGAAACAAACGAAGAAUGUUGUUUAUGUCCUCUGGAUUCUGCUCGUUUUAUAAUGGAACGAGCUCGACAUGUUUCAAUAAGUCCUUCAUCUCUUCAAAAAUUGGCUAAUACUAUUUCUUAAUAUGGUGGACAUUUUGCUCGAUGUAUUGAACAAAGUGGUGGAAGUGCUGUCGAUUUUGUUGAAUUAGUUCUUAAAAGUUUCCCAUCUUAUAGAGAUGAAGCUGUUUAUGAUGGACAACGAGUGAGUUUUUGUAAACGAGCUCAAAUUUUAAAUGGUUUAACAAUGUUUGUUGAUUAUCGUGUUCCUCAAAUGUUAUCACAUAAAGGUGUUCUGGUUUAUUCAUCUGCAUUAAAAGGUCAGCUUCGACGAAAGAAAUUGAUUCCAUAUGGAGAUCCAGAUGAAUAUAAAAUUCGUGCUGAAUCAAUCUUAACUGUUCAUCUUAUUGUUAAUCAUGCUAAUGAAAAAAUUCUUUUAGAAAAAGAUACAGAUGUUGAACAAAGACUAAAUGCACCAUUUGUUGAUGCUUAUUUAUGGAAAAAAGACGAAAACAAGCUCAUUUAUACGAACAAACAUCAUUUCAUCUUACUAGAUCAAUAUUCUAUUAACUAUUUUUUUUUUCUCUUCAAUUAUUCUAAUACAGAAUAUUUUAUUCAAUUAUUUAAAAGAAUGAAUAAUAAAUGA
Rotaria sp. Silwood2 is the source of this 696-nucleotide messenger RNA. NCBI's taxonomy places the organism in Eukaryota, Metazoa, Rotifera, Eurotatoria, Philodinida, Philodinidae. The record is from the annotation of a GenBank genome assembly.